This is a messenger RNA of Sinocyclocheilus anshuiensis, 448 nucleotides long. RefSeq names its product metalloproteinase inhibitor 3-like. Bases 62 to 433 code for a protein of 123 amino acids. The transcript has 3 exons. Lineage: Eukaryota; Metazoa; Chordata; Actinopteri; Cypriniformes; Cyprinidae. Gene Ontology annotation, molecular function: protease binding; metalloendopeptidase inhibitor activity. Gene Ontology annotation, cellular component: extracellular matrix. Gene Ontology annotation, biological process: negative regulation of endopeptidase activity; negative regulation of membrane protein ectodomain proteolysis. The record is from RefSeq and is a predicted model, not a curated record.
AAGCUGUAUCUGGUCCAGAGCCUGAGUAUAUAGUUUAGUCUUGCGCUGUGAGAGUGAGAGUAUGUCUGCUGCUGUGACUCUAGCGCUGCUGUUCUUCUUGUCUGUGGCACUGAACGAACAGGUGACCGAGGGCUGCACAUGUUUACCAAAACACCCUCAACAGCAGUUCUGCGCGUCUGAUAUAGUGAUUCGAGCUAAGGUCAUUGGAAAGGUGAACAGCACUCUCCCUCAAUUAACGGCAUACAAAAUCCAAACUAUUCAGACAUUUAAGCAAUUAGACAAGAAGAGAAUUCAGGUCAUCUACACUUCUCAAACUUCAUGUGGCAUCAAUCUGGAAAACGGCGAGUAUCUGCUGUCAGGUAAAAUAAUUUACUAUCUCAAGGCUGAGUUUGAGUUGAAACUGAACACCCUGAUUCCUGAUGCUGGUUGUUAACAUCAGUUGAGGCUG